AUGGAUCCGGUCAAUUUGCUCCACGCGGCCCCCAAGCCAUAUACCGACUCAUGCGGCGAACGCUCGCCUCCCGUCGAAGUGCCCAGGUGCACACUGCCUUCAAUCUCGACCCUGCUCGAGAAUGCUGAUCGCCACGCAGCCAAGCGGCAACGCCUCAGCCCCUUGUCGCACUGCGGCACCCACUACGACGCCAUCCGCCUCCCGCCCAUGCCGCCGCGGCGGCCAGGCUCCGGCUCCGGUCACGGCAGCUCGCCGUUGCAGCAACUGAGCAAACCCAUACUCGCCGCGUUGCAUCCGCACCGCACCCCCGUCCCCACCAGCUCGGCCACGCACCUGUCCUCCUGGCCGUACGCCUCGCCUGCACCAAGGGUGUCCUACACAUCGCCGGUCGACGCACCAAAGCAAGGCAAUCUGUACUACGCUCGCCGGCCCGCAACAGCAAAUCUCCAGCCGCGAACGCCCGCCCUUAUCUCCCCCGUCACCCCGGCUUGGCAACAGCACCACCACCACUAUUUCCCGCCGUCCAGCUCUGCACCCUACCAGCAGAACCAUAACCGCUAUGUCUGCCGCACUUGCCACAAAGUUUUAUUGCGCCCGUCUUCCCUGCGCAUCCACACCCGCACCCACACCGGCGAGAAGCCGUUCCGCUGCACCCAUUCCGGCUGCGGCCAGGCCUUCUCUGUGCGCAGCAAUAUGAAGCGCCAUGAACGGGGCUGUCGCUCUGGUCGGCCGGCCAUUCCUGCUACUCUUGAUCACACCAACUCCGUGUCAAAAUAUUGUUCGACAAUUGUUGAGAAUCUACCAAUUUACUGGGGUCUGGAUGAUCUGCUUGACGAUGUUCGAAAGGCAGAAGCUGAUUUUGAAGGUGUGGACACCGAGAUCCGACAUGUGGUUGAAAGAGGUAACCGAAAGAUGAAUAAGUUUGCAAGGAAGAUGGACGACAACCUUUUUUACUUUGUGGCUUCCGUGCUAGACCCGCGCAUUGAGUCAUCUUUGAUUGGAUCGCAGAAUAGUGAGCAAGAUGCGGAGCUGAUCAUCUCUCAAGUGCGGGAGUUCUUAAAAAAGGAGUAUCCUCACGAGCCGUCCAUCUCGUGUGAAGUUGAUCGCCCACCAGGAAUGCCGGAGACCAUGUGGAGGACGCUGCGAAAAAUACGGCCAUCACGGCGGACGCUUUUAUCCGACGUUGAUAGCUAUAUCUAG
Molecule: messenger RNA, 1200 nt
Organism: Penicillium arizonense
Lineage: Eukaryota; Fungi; Ascomycota; Eurotiomycetes; Eurotiales; Aspergillaceae
Exons: 3
Coding region: 1-1200 (399 amino acids)
Biological process (GO): regulation of transcription by RNA polymerase II
Cellular component (GO): nucleus
Molecular function (GO): DNA-binding transcription factor activity, RNA polymerase II-specific; RNA polymerase II cis-regulatory region sequence-specific DNA binding
Source: RefSeq, a predicted model, not a curated record